Molecule: messenger RNA, 2802 nt
Organism: Trypanosoma brucei brucei TREU927
Lineage: Eukaryota; Euglenozoa; Kinetoplastea; Trypanosomatida; Trypanosomatidae
Exons: 1
Coding region: 1-2802 (933 amino acids)
Source: RefSeq, a predicted model, not a curated record
AUGGAAAUUGAAGGGCAUGAGACCGAAGCCAUGCCAACGGCUACCAAAUAUGACCCGACGGAAUGUGGAAGAACCGAAGGGUCCCAUAUUACUCAAAUUAACGUGACUGUACAAGGAAGAGGAAGACCUCCAACAGUGCCCGAGGGUGCCAGCGUUGAAAAACCGAAGUCUAUCCUAAAAAACACGACUGGAACCUCGACUACAAGUGCUGAGGCUUCCCGCAAGCGGACCGUGAGGUUUGGCGGGUCCGACACGUUUGAAGCUGCACCGUACUUCAGCACACCAGAGAGCAAUAGUGAGGAAGGCUCUGUUGAUUCUCGGGGGGGCGGUGACAACAUAGGCGCGGCCGCUGCACCAAGGGCUGGAAAGGAGCGCCACGAUGACGACGACGAUCAACUUGAGACAGGUAGCAACACGAGCGAGCCAACAAGUCCGCGACUCGGAGCGAUAGGUUGGGUGCCAUUAGCAGUACAGCGCCCCCCAGCUGGUGAGCAUCGGAAGGGCAAACAAGGGAAUAAACCCACAGAAGGCAAACGAAACGAAAUGGCUUCCUGGGAAAUGCCUUCGACGCAUCAGGGUGGAAAAGGGAAAGGUGAGGGCUCACUUCUUGACGUGAGCGUCAGUGAAUCGACGCUGUCGCCUGGUAGUGAGAAGUCUCUGAUUGCAGCCGCAGAUGACGAAAAUAACAUAGAAAAGCACCGAAAAGACGUUAAAGCAGUUGACUUGGUGGCAAAAUCCAGAACGAGUGGGAAGCCACCCAGAGGGGAAGUGCUCACCGUUACCGGUCUUUCACUAGAUAAAAUACCCAUACAAGAGAGUCGUGGUACUGAUUAUAAGGAAAACUCAACGGACGAUCUUCCGAGGUUGUUCUACCCCACACCGAGACCUCAGAAGGACUUCAACAACGCGGAGGAAGAAAAACCCCCGCUGCGGCACCGUGACUCGCACACCGACGGGGACGACGGAGAUAAGCCUGGUACCGUGUCUGCUGAACUCUUAGACCACUUGCAGCGAAAGUCCGGGGUCGGCGAUCUGCUAAAUCCUGAAGGUGGCGUUGACCCGCAGCACUUGAUGUUUGAUGAUAACCUCGCUCCCCCUGCGCGGAGGAAAGGAAGUGUUGCCUCGCAUACAAAUCACGACGACUACGACCGUCUUAUUCAUCCCUCUAUCCGGUUGUUCCCAGACCUUCCGCCGCCUAUCGCAGCAAGUGACUCUGAGCCAUCGGUGAUUGUAGAAGUGAUGGCCAUAGAACAAGCAAAUGCUGACAAUGCGGAAGUAGGAAUAUCAAGAAGCGGCAACCAUCAGCAAGCCGGUUGGAUGUCCUCUUCGGUCAAAGCCACAUUCGAAGGGCCCAACACAAUUUCACCCAUAGGAACGGGGUACGUGUUCAAUUCAUCUGGGGCUGGAGUUGAUACCUGCGUCAGCAACACAGAGAAUGGUUGGAGUGCCGUUUUAAAUGCUACACCUCUCAAGAUAGGCGGCGGCUCAAAGAAUGUGGUCCACCGUAAAAAUAGCAAUACGGGGUUUGAUUUGAAAUCAGACUUCCUCAUGUCAAGUGUGCAAACAGAGUCGGAAACAAUACGCGGUGAACACCGCCCAAAUGUAGCAAAGCCGGUGGAUGUGCAGACUGUCAGUUGUGCUACGGAAAUGUGGCGGGAAGUUCUUAACAAUGAUGAGGAGUACACGAUGCAAUCCAGCAAGGCAGGCAGGUACCUCCCAGGGGACUUCUUCGAGGGUGUGCAAGCAAGCAUGGGCAACGACGCUACAAACAAAGGCAUACGAAAGGGGAGCGCAUCCAAAUCCGCAUCGUUACUUCCAAUCAGGGGAAUGGAAAUCGUUCGACCAACCAAACCGCAAGGGGAAAGCACUCGCAAAACCAGUGUCUACCGCAAGAGCCGCUCGGUAGAGCGUCGUAAAACGGAAAAAGAGCAGCCGAAGGUACUGGCGGUGGAGGUGGUGGCGGGGGCCGAGUCACGCAGCGCCCUGGAUGAAUCUACCAACCCCAGGGAACCGCAAGCAGCGGCGCGGGCCACGACGUCCAGCAAAGAGAGGUCCCUUUGUGUGGUGCAACCAUGUGGGGGAAAGGUAAGUGCAAGUGAACUAAGUGCACUGGCUUCCACGCAGCUGAUGUCCAAGGACACCUCGUUGAGCGAAGACUGCGCGAGCAGGUUGCGGAAGAAGUGGGGAGUAACGCCGAAGAAGGCAGAAAAAGAGGAUGAUGAAGAAGAGAGGAUACGUCGGGCAGAACGUUUUGAGAGGAUCAACCUCGCGUUGCUAAAGCUAGAAGUCUGCAGAAAGAACAAUCAUUCAUCUCAUGACACAAGGGGGUGGGCGUCACCAACAAGCGACUUGGACUCACGGUACGAAACCAAACCCUGGACUCAGGCAUAUUCCCCCUCUGGUGCCACCACCGACACCCUUGACAACGGUUACACUUCAUCGAUUGAUCCCCCACGCUCAAAGUAUUGGGACAGGGAAAUGGCCGGAGGCACUUCUAAGAGGCAUAACUCAAGACCGAGAUCACUGUUUCCGCCGCCGCACUCACCCGUCAAAACCUCAGCUGAUCCACCGGUGGACGGCCUCAUUUACACACCAGCGAAAACUGCAUCGGCACGCAGCGCUUCCUGGAUGUUUGAAAGGAGUCCUGAUGAGGAUAGGUACAACUCGUACUUCAUGGACGCAAACUCACGGCUGCAGGAACUCCGUGUAUGUGAUUCAAUGGCGGCGAAAAACUUUGCACGUGAUCUCUCGUCGCUAGCAUCCGCUGUACGGGGCAGUGAACUAUUUAGCAUGAUAUCGUGA